Molecule: messenger RNA, 750 nt
Organism: Ziziphus jujuba (common jujube)
Lineage: Eukaryota; Viridiplantae; Streptophyta; Magnoliopsida; Rosales; Rhamnaceae
Product: secreted RxLR effector protein 161-like
Exons: 1
Coding region: 1-750 (249 amino acids)
Source: RefSeq, a predicted model, not a curated record
AUGGAUGGAGCUAGGCCCUCACCAUCACCUAUGGUUUCUAAUAAGCCUUUAUCUCUAGAAGAGGGAGAUAUUUUGUCAAAUCCUGAGUUGUAUCGAAGUACCAUUGGUGCUCUUCAAUAUCUUACAUUGACCAGACCUAAUAUUAGUUUUACAGUGAAUAAACUCAGUCAAUUUGUGCAAGCUCCAACAUCUUUACAUUGGGAUGCUUGUAAACGAUUGUUAAGAUACUUAAAAGGCACUGCAACACAUGGCUUGUUCAUCAAGUCAACAAUGAAACUUGUUGUUCAUGGAUUUUCAGACUCAGAUUGGGCAAGUGAUCGAACAGACAGAAGAUCAACAAGUGGUUAUGGAAUUUUUCUAGGUUCAAAUCUUAUUUCAUGGAGGUCCAAGAAGCAGCAAGUUGUAGCUUGUUCAAGCACUGAGGCAGAGUAUAGAGCCCUGGCUCACAUCACCUCAGAACUAUGUUGGUUACAAAACUUGAUCAAGGAGCUGGAACUUCAGUUACCAAUUCCUAUAGUUUGGACUGACAGUCUUAGUGCAGCAGCUUUAGCAGAAAAUCCAGUUCUACAUCAAAGGACCAAACAUAUUGAGAUAGAUAUGCAUUUUGUCAGGGAUAAAGUCUUGGAAAAAUCUCUCCAAAUUCGAUAUGUGCCUACUCGAGAUCAGGUUGCUGAUGUGUUUACAAAGAGUUUAGGAACUUCCAGGUUUCUCUAUCUAAAGAAUAAGCUUGGAGUUGUUCAGACUACUUAA